AUGCCACGUCUACCCAAGAAAUGGACCGCCGAGGAGGAUGACACGUUACGCCGAGAGGUGGAAUCACAACCGUCUGGCCCAGAAGGGCGAGAUUGGUGCCAAAUCGCCGAGAAGCUUCCCGGACGAACGAACAAAGACUGUCGCAAACGAUGGCAAAACACGAUGGCAGGGGAGUUCCGUAAGGGCCUGUGGGCCAAGCAUGAGGAUGAACAAUUGAAGAAGGCCAUUGCCAAGCACGGGACAAGAUGGACUAUAGUCGCGAGUGGUGUGAAAACCCGCAGUGCCGAGCAAUGCGCGAAGCGUUGGCAAAAUUCCCUGAAUCCCAACCUGGACCGCAGUGAGUGGACCGAAAGCGAGGUCAGUGGAGAAAUGAAAUGCCCCCUCCCGAUACUCAGACUUCGCGAUCCUAAAAUGGAUCGAACAUUAAUCGAGGCCGUAAAGACCCUCGGACGGAAAUGGACGCAGAUCCAGGGUGUAUAUUUUGCUGAGCGCUCCAAGACCGCCAUUAAAAACCGGUCAGUUUUGGUCAAUAAUUGCCUCCCCUCCCCAGGGCUUGCCGCAGACGCUCAUAUGAAGAAAAUUUCCAGCUAUACGAUCGUUUCCCGCAGGCUCCGAAGGCAGGCGCAGGGCACGCAAGUGAGCGCAGACACGGCUCCAGAUGGAGGGUGGAACGACGAAGACUCGGACGAUGAUGAUGAUAUGGAUGAGGACGACGUAGACAGCGACAAGGACGAGUCAGGUUCCGCGCCGUGGACCCCGCACCAGAGCCAGUCUGAAAGCGGACCGUCCACCACAGAAAUGCAGAAUGUGCUAUCAGAUUCAUCCUGGAGCCCGUUCUAUCCAAUUGUUGGAGGGUCUCAUCCGUCCCUGUACGACUUUACAACAGGAUCUUCAUCGAAUCGCUGGGCAUGGGAGCCCUCCCAGAUGCUGAGCUCGACCACCUUAGCGGAUACUAGUUCGGACUGCUUCCCGCACAACAACGAUCCGACGUUCCUAGACCUCAUGAUCACAGACUCUGGAAGCGGAUCUACCUGCUCCGACACGUUAACCCAUCCUUCUACCACGCGAGUCGACUGCUCGAUGCCCUGGAAGUGCCCCAGCGAGCUUGAGGAGUCCUGUGAGGAUCUGAUCGUGCCUUCCAGCCCAGGCAGCUCCGCCAACAGAGUAGCCGUGAAGCUAACGUUGGAUAACCCUGAUUCGGAAACCAUGCAGUUGCUGAUGAAAAUUGCGAUAGACAACAAAGCGAGGUUUCGUGUGGAAAGGGAGUAA
This is a messenger RNA of Aspergillus udagawae, 1269 nucleotides long. RefSeq lists its product as uncharacterized. NCBI's taxonomy places the organism in Eukaryota, Fungi, Ascomycota, Eurotiomycetes, Eurotiales, Aspergillaceae. Gene Ontology annotation, biological process: positive regulation of transcription by RNA polymerase II; mitotic cell cycle. The transcript has 5 exons. The record is from RefSeq and is a predicted model, not a curated record. The coding region runs from base 1 to 1269 and encodes 422 amino acids. Gene Ontology annotation, cellular component: nucleus. Gene Ontology annotation, molecular function: RNA polymerase II cis-regulatory region sequence-specific DNA binding; DNA-binding transcription factor activity, RNA polymerase II-specific.